CAUAGUUGAAUCGUGUUCGCGUGUUGCGGAUUUCAGUAUUGUUAUAUAUUAUUAUUUAGACAAUUGUGCAAGACUUCCAAGUGCUGAUAAACAUUUAAGAAGUACCGAACGAGGUUUGAAGCUAAAAUAUUUAGCGAGAUUGUGUCUUUUCGACCAUCUCGUCGAUAGAAGACGAGAAACGAGGAGAAAACUGAUAGUGAACGAAAAAAAAGGUGGAAACAAGAGAGAAAACGUGCGCGUCUUCUUGCCGCCUUUCCAUAACCAAAGUCGGAAGUUAUACCUCGAUUUUUUCACUGAUUUUUGUACCUUUAUUUUAAUAGAAUAAUAACUAAAAUCGCGAGUGACGCGUCGGUUCAAAAGUGACAAAGUGUGAGCCGUUGUAUAAGUGAGUGUUUCGCGAGAAUUACAGCUCUAUGUGGACUAAGGUGAGCCCCGGGCGGCAAGUUUUGAAGAUAGAGGACAGCUCGAAAGGAGGCAAACGCCUGCGAUGAGCAUGCCGGGGAAGGGAAAUAAACACCAUCAUUUGCAGCAGCACCAUCACCAGCAGCAUCAUCAACAGCAGCAACAGACCCAUCAGCAGCAGCAGCAGUCCCACCAGCAGCAAGUGCAUCAGCAGCAGGUCCAUCAGCAGCAAGUUCACCAGCAACAAGUCCACCAGCAGCAACAAAUUCACCAAGGACAGCACAUCGUUAACGUCAACGUCAGCCAGCCCGGCGUGGCUCACUCGCCGCAAGCCUACAAUUCUGUUGCUGCAAAUCAGCAACGUUUCGUCCCGCAUGCUGGAUCGGAGUUUCAUGUUCCUGGACAGAAUUACGGUGCCCAGCCAGGUGGGCAGGUGGGCGGAGGAGGGGGCAACGUAGGAGUCCCAGGAGGAAGAGGUCCUCCUCCACUGGGAGGCAUACAGUCCCUAGGACAGUCGACAACGGGUUUACCACCAGGAGGUCCAGCAGCUGGUCAGCAGGCACCUCCUCAGCCACCUACACCCGGUGUUCAGUCACAACAACCACAGGGUCCGGCACCCACAACUACUCCCCCUGUACAUACUCCUUCACCUCAAGAAAUGGGGAAACAGGGCCAUCUGCAAACGCAACCCAUCCCGGUCUUCGUUCCAAAUCCACAAAGAUCAGCCAAUCAAGGUUACUACGCAAGCGCUCCGAGGCCGCAGCAACCUAGAGGGAUGAAUCACAGAGGUGGUCAGAGUGGGGGUAAUGCCCAGGUAUUAAAUAUGACCGGGGUGGCUGGAAACGGUACACAGCAACUUCAGUACGCCCAUCCCAAUAUGUCGGCGAUGUAUGUUCAAAGCCAAGUCUCUGGACUGCAACAUCAGCAACCCGUGAAUUUUCAAAUUCCCACGAUGCAGGUAUUUCGAGCACCUCAUCAAGCUCACCACAAUCAAGGGCAAAAUGCUUUUUAUCAGACUUACCAUCAUCCAGCCACAACAAUUAUUGCGCCAAACAUUUAUGCGUUUCAACCGCCACAUCAAACUCCAUAUUAUCAAGUAAAUCCGGCAUAUUUAAGGAAUGCUACUGCGAACGCUGUGAAUAGCAAUACACAACAUAUGCAGGGGCAAUUGGCUAAUGCUCAGGGAAAUUCGGUAGUACCUCAGGGUUCACUUCAGCAACCUGCCCAACCUCCUCAGCCAAUUCCAGCGAUGUCCAUGCCUAUUGCUCAGACGGAAGUAUAUUCGGGGCAUAAUGGUGGUGCACCUAGUUCGGCUAGCAGUGUCGCUAGCAAAAAAACGAGGAGAUUGUACGCCAUCCCAAUCAUAGAUCCAAAAACUGGUGCCAGUAUCAGUAACGAGCUCUACGAGAGUGAUGGCUCUCUUAGUGGCGAAGGUGCCCCCCACGUGCAGAAUUGCGAUAAAGCUGUGAUAGCUGACUUUGCGGCGAUGGUCGCAAAAGCUGCGACCGAGCCGAGUUCCGAUUCCCCGGUGGCAACUAGCGCACCCGAGUCUCCCACUUCCCAAAACACAUCCCAAAGCUUACCACCCCCCAACCUCAAAGUUCAAACGAACUCAAAUGCCGAUACAACAAAUAAUAGUCAGUCCAAUACCGGUCCUCCCACUCCAACACCACCACUACCACCACAACAACAAAGUAGCUUGCCCGGCGCUUUUUCGCCAAACAGUCAAUCGUCGUUACCUACUUUACCUAGUAAUCCGACUCAAUUAGAAUCGUGUCCGGUUAAAGUGGUGGAAUCGAAACCACUUCAACCCUCUAUCAAAGAAUUCCAGCCGAGAGGAACAGAGAAGCCAGUUGUUGUCACCGAGGAACUCCCAUCGCAAACGAGUUCCGCGGCUACACUCGCGAAUAAAGAUAAAAUUCCUACGCAGACACCAUUACCACCACCACCAGCAGCAGCAGCAGCAGCAGUGGCAGCACCGCCAGCAGCAGUAUCAGCAGCAGCAGCAGCUCGUGUUGUUGUUCCUGCUCCCGAGGUCGAGGCGAAGAGCACAAUUUUGCCUCCUCAGGUCACGUCCCAAACUCAAAUUCCAUCAGCCAGUCCAAGCUCAAAUAUUCCUGAUCUCCCGCUCCCGUCCGCCACUGUCGUGGGUGCUAAUCCCGUUCCUGCCAAGGAGCCAUUCCCCAACUUAUUUAACAAAAACAAGUCCAGUUCGCCACCACGUCGGAAAUCACAACAAAAUCCGCCUUCGAAUGCCAUCACCAUUCCGGAGAUGCCACCUUUGCACAAGGAGCCGAAGGAGCAGAGGGAGAGGAAGGUUAAUGAGAAAAGCGUCAGUUCGAGAGGUGCCACUCCGACACCUGUUCACAGUCAGCCAGAGCACAUCCAUCAAAAGACGAAUGGAGAGACUGGCGACAAGCCGGAAACUGAAACACUGUCUAAGAAUGAAGCGGCGCCACAGAAGACAUCUGAUGGUGGUAAAUCUGCCAUGCAGAAACAGAAAAACAAGAGUAAACUCAAAGGCCGCGAUAUCAAUCGCAGAGGAGCUGAGAAGGAAGGUACGGAUAUGGAUGCCUUCGUGAAUGCAAUACCACCCACGAAGGUUGAAUCUAAGCCGGAAAUUAAGGAGACAGCAGCACCUCAGAGAGAUAGUAACAAGGAAUCUGCUCCAAAAGAAAUCACGAAAGAUAUUAAGGAGAAGGACAAUCAUGAGUCGAAAAAGGAGAAACAGGCAUCUGUCCAACCCCAGGAGAAACAGACGACUCCAGAGGUUGCGAAAGAAACUAGUACCCCAAUUAUAGAAAAUCCACCGGCAAGUUUCAACCACAAGGAGAGCAAACCUACGACGAUAGAGGAAAGCUCAAAGCCCCCGGUUGUUGUCAGCAGCAAUAUGGCUCCAGUGCCGAACGAUGUCGUUGAUCAUUCGGUGUCGAUAAAGAGUGAUAUUGAACUGACGUCGAUUGUAGCCCAAAAGAAUGAGGAGAACUCGAAGGUUUCGGCUCUGCGUGCUUCCAGCGAGGAGAAGGUGCCCGUCAUUGAGAAACAGGAUGAGAAUGCAGCACCAAAUCAGCUGGAACCUUCGGCACCGAAAGGACCAGUGCUUAAAUACAUUUAUCAAGAUGAUCAAUGGAGUCCUCUUAAUAUGGACGGAAAGCGCGUCUAUGGCAGAGAAUUUUUAAUGAAACUGCAAGAGGACCCCAACAGUAAAAUCAAACCAUUGAACCUUCCAGACUUGGAUGUUGUACUGAAGGAUAGUACAAAGGUUCGACAAUAUACGAGUAGGAAUCGCAGUCCAGAACUUAGGCCGUUCAAAGACCAGAAUAUGGGCAGGCAUGAUAACUUGUUCCCUGGUUUCGCUAACGCGAACAAGAACUCGAUGAACUCGAGAAUGGGAAUGUUGCCGAUGAAUAAGAAGAGCAACUCUGGCAGCAAGCCUAAUAGGAUAAAUAAUAGUAAUAAACCAAAUGUGAUUUCACUCUCACUAGGGGGAGAGGUAAAACUCCGAGAAUCGGAGAAUGCCUGGAAACCAACGAGGCUUAAAGCUGGAGAAAUCCCCGAGGAGCAGGCUGUAACCCAAACCCUUUACAAGAAAGUUCGUUCUGUGCUCAAUAAGCUUACGCCUCAGAAGUUUGAUACCUUAGUUAGCCAAGUGAGAGCAUUAGCAAUCGAUACUAAGGAAAGGAUGGACGGAGUCAUCAACCUUGUUUUUGAAAAGGCCAUUGAUGAACCUAGUUUCUCUGUAGCAUAUCAACACAGAGACGAGGAGAACCUAGAAUGCUUAUGUAAACUGUUAUCGACAAUAGGAAAAAAUUUGGAAACUAAUGAUGACUUGAAGGAAUAUAUAAAGACUAUGAGCAGUAUCGUGAAUGAUAAGGGACCUAAUAAAAUAAGUUCCCGAGUUCGUUUCAUGAUCCAAGACGUAAUCGACUUGAGGUCGAAUAAAUGGGUGCCCAGGAGAGAUGAUAGUAAUCCUAAGACUAUGGACCAAAUCCAACGAGAGGCAGAGUCGGAGCGUCUAGACGCGCAGUUCAACACUCCUUUCAACACACCUAUGAACACUCCACGAAAGGACGAUCGAGGCGGCGACAGGAGAAGAAAUCGUGGAAUGGGAGGUGGAAAUUCCGAAGAUGGUGGCUGGAUUCACCCUGUCAAAACUACGAGAACUGCCUACUCUGUUGAGACUUCAAAACUUAAAAAUAAGCCUCCGUCUAUGGACGAUCUUCAACUAGGAAGUAGAAAUGCUUAUGUGUUCCAUAAGAAUGUUCCCACUGGAGGAACCACCGUAAAGACUGUGACGCCUAAUAAAUUUGCAUGCCUAGAAAAUAUGUCAUCGUUCGAGCAGGACAAACGUCCUCCGUUGCAACUCUCCGGCUCGAGGUCUACCGGACCACGAGAAUACGGAAGAUCGGACUACAAAUCUUCUUUCGAAGGUAGAAGUUCGAGAAACGGUAGUCACCAAUUGAGCAGUGGCUCAUCGAGUAGGGAAAGUUCCGUGCUUGACAGUGCGAGAAGUCAAAGCAUUUCCAUGCCUCCUCCGAGCAAACCUGCUCCGCCUCCUACCUCUAUUAGUAAUAAACCCGAAAAGUCUGAAGAUGAACUCAGGAAUGUGAUCAACAUGAUUGUCGAAGAAUAUGUUGCCGAGGGCAAUAACGAAGAUGUUUUGUUGGAAGUGAAAGAAAACUUCUCGAGUUCUCAGCUCCCGAUGUUGGUUCGCGAAAUGGUGAAUGCAGUUAUUGAAAAGUCUAGUAUGGCCCGAGAAAGGAUAUCGAAACUUCUCUCCUUCCUUCUCCUGAAGAAGGCAAUUACCCUCAACAACUUUAGGGACGGAUUUGGCGAAAUACUCGAAAUUAUUGAUGACCUAGUGAUCGAUAUUCCUAAGAUUUGGACUUACCUCGCCGAUAUUAUGAUGUACCUAGUAAUUGAUGGAACUCACCCGGUUUCGGAAUUAAAGACUACUGUAGCAACUUUAAGGAGUAAAGGACUGUCCGGAAAGUUAAUUGGGGAAUUAUUCUCCAAUAUGUCUCGAAUUAGUGGACAGAAGUCUGUUGCCGAAAAGUGGAGUCAAAGUGGACUGCAGUUUAGCGAUAUUAUUAAUACGGAAAGAGAAAACGUUGAUGAAAUCAUCAAGAAAUAUGAAUUACAGUUCCUGUUGAGUGAUUGCAAGGACUUGGAGAACAAAGCUGUACUUAACCUCGACCAAAUUCACACUCAUCUGAAGAAGAUGAUGAAGGACAAUAGCAGCUUUGACGACAUUUGCAAUUGGAUAACGAGUAACGUUGGGGACAAAAGCAGUGACCCACAAUUCAUCAGAGUUCUUGUAACUGCCAUUCUAGAAUCAUCUACUGUGUUUAGCAAUAAUAGGCAUGACUUCAAGGCAGACAUUUUCCAAAGCCUACAGCGGCUGAUCCAGAGGUUCGUUGAUGCGAAUGAGCAACUCGAGUUGCAGUGCCUAUUCGCUGCUCAGGCAUUCGCGAACAAGUUGGAAUUUCCAUCCGGACUACUUCUUAACAUUUUUGAUAAAUUGUGCGAGGACAAUAUUAUUUCCUUUGAGUCUUUCAUUCAAUGGGAGACGAACGACGACGCGGCUGAACGUGAGGGAAAGGCAGUGGCUUUAAAAGCUCUAACGUCCUUUUUCACAUCCUUGAAAGAAGCGGAGGAGGUCUCUGAAGAAGAGAGCAUGACGUCGGGCCAGAGCGCCAAUGCCGUUAGAGCUUAAAGCUUCAAGCUGGCUAAGAAGAAAUUCUAGCAAUUCUGCGAUAUGUGGAGGAAUUUCUUGACACGAAUCCUGACAAGUGCAGCACAUCGUUGUUUACGGACAGUGCGUUGACGCAACUAUAAGUGCUAAAGACUAAAAAAAUUUGUACCAAGACUCGUAUAUAGAUAUAUAAUAACAUUUACUUGAUCCUGAACUCUUUGAGAAGAAGUGUGGCCAAAUUGCAGUUGAUGUUUUUUUAAAAAACGGAUUAUCUUUAAAAAAAAAGACAGUGUGGAGAGAGGAGGAGGUUGAUGAUGAUGAGGAGGAGGAGGAGGAGGAGUAGUGGUGGUCGUGCGGAGGUGUGUAUUAUAGCUUAGGACAAAAAGCCGACGAAGCACUCGUGGCUACACAAAAGCGGAUACAUUGGAUUACCCGUUUUGCGAUACGCUAUACAUAAUGAAGUUAAACUAUUAAUUAUGAUACAAGAAUAAUAACUGCAAGAUAAUUAUUAUAUAUAAUUGAUUAAAAAGGUUUAAAGUUUAAAUAAAGAAUGAAAAAAAUAAACAAACAACAACUUGAGAAUAAUGAUAUCGUCUUUUUAUGAUUAAUAUAAGAAAUGCCUGCGCGGCUUUUUCCACCCGUUAUCUCGAAAUCCGCGUUUAUUACAAUCGAAAAAUUUCAGAGCCGCGGACGCAUUUCGGCUGUGGAGCGAUAUCAUCAUCAGCCACUACACACAUCGACGACCGAAAGAGGUGUACGUACACUUGCUACUGAGAAAAUAAAUGGCGCAAGUGGUGCAUCAUCCACACACAGUAGUAGUUCUAGUAGUUGAGGCAAAACGAAAAUUGCUAUUAAAAAGAAAGGAACACGUUCUGUACACUGACGCUUGCGCGAAAAUGAAGAUAAAUAUUGAUAACAAGUGUAACAGAAUUAAAAAAUAUUUAUAACAAUGCGAAAUAUGGUCUUAAAUAAUAUAUUGUUAAUCUAAGACAGCGCUCGUGAUUUUUGCGGAUAGAAAGAUUAAAAAGUAAGGAGACAUAGGGAGAAUGAGAAAAACCGUAGCCACACCGCGUUAUUUUUUAAAGAAAACGAGUUAUUUAUAAUCGCUGAGAGAGAAAACAGUUGCAUUGCGUGGAUAUAUUGAAUGUCUGCGUAAAUAUAUAUAUAUAGACAUAAUACGUGAGGGGAUUUUUUUUUUUUUUCUUAAAGCGAGUUCACACGUAUCUUUACUUUUUGCUAGAAGCUGAUACCGUGUUCACAUGUAAAUAAGCUGCAUCGCAGCGAAAUCUUGAACUAUACAAGUGCUCAUUUAUCACUGCAGUGCCGUACUGUUUAGAGAUUGUUAAAUAAAAGUAAUAUUUGUAUUCUUUUCAGUACCGUUAAUAAUAAUAAAAAAAAUAUGCCUUGUUUGGAUGACGGGUAUUUAUAGUAUGAUUCGUGCAGAGAAAGAGAUUUAGAAAUACCCGAAUCACAGGAAUAAUCGGCAGCUUAUUUCCGUGUAAACUUGGUCCGAAUUUGUACAAGAAUCAUAAUCCCUCGAAGUGUGUUUCGAGACAGAAAAUCUAGAGUCUAGAAUAUUUUUCAAAGAGUUUCCUUUCACGGAGUUUUAGUUACAGAAUCGUUACGAUGGUAAUCGAUAAUAUCUCCUGUAUUUUAAAGUACAUUAUAAGGAGUUUAUUAAUUAUUAUUAUUAUUAUCAUUACUACUAUUGCUAUUAUUAUUACUAUUGCUGAUGCUGAUUUUUUUUAAUUUUUUUUUUUUUAUGAGUAAAUGUAUCGCUGAAAGCAAGGACCUAGGAGAAACGAUCUUGAAUGAUUUGUUUCCUUGAAAUGUCGCAUUCCGUGUGAAUGAAGUACGAAAUGCACUUUUCGACGAGACAAAUUUGUGUCGUACUCUCGGAGAUUGGUAGAUAAUUGAAAAUACAAUAAUUUAUGUGGGUAAAAAUCUUGUUGAUACAUUGAUUGUGGAUGGGAGAGAUAGUGAGUGAAGGAGGAAGACGGUUGUUGUUGUAAAUACUGAUUAAACAAUGUAAGUGGCAUGAUAGAUAACUGUUGGAAACCCUGUGAUCGCUUUCACGGGUGAGCAUAUAAAAAGCGCGAUUCUGUUGUCUCGCCUCUGCUGAUCGCAUGUGUAUAUGUAUAUAUACAUAUACAUUUAUAACCGGAUGUUUAUAUCUGUAUAUGUAUAUUGAUAAAAAAUAUAUAUAUAUAUAUUAUAUAUAUAUAAAUAAAAAAAAACGCUAAGGAUUCAGAAAAACGAAACAACACACACAUACACACGCGUACACUUAUAUAUAAAUCAUAUCUAUAUAAAAAAAAUAAAAAAAACGAACUCGA
Messenger RNA from Belonocnema kinseyi, 8433 nucleotides. RefSeq names its product eukaryotic translation initiation factor 4 gamma 1-like. The transcript is spliced from 24 exons. Bases 488 to 6118 code for a protein of 1876 amino acids. NCBI's taxonomy places the organism in Eukaryota, Metazoa, Arthropoda, Insecta, Hymenoptera, Cynipidae. Gene Ontology annotation, cellular component: eukaryotic translation initiation factor 4F complex. The record is from RefSeq and is a predicted model, not a curated record. Gene Ontology annotation, molecular function: mRNA binding; translation initiation factor activity; protein binding.